This is a messenger RNA of Penicillium roqueforti, 1527 nucleotides long. RefSeq lists its product as uncharacterized. NCBI's taxonomy places the organism in Eukaryota, Fungi, Ascomycota, Eurotiomycetes, Eurotiales, Aspergillaceae. The record is from RefSeq and is a predicted model, not a curated record. Bases 1 to 1527 code for a protein of 508 amino acids. The transcript has a single exon.
AUGGCGCAAUCUCCGGCUGCUCAGGAUGCAUCUCGUCUGUCGCCUUUCCAGGUUGAGGUGACCGAGUAUGCUUGUCCGGACUCUGUUCUCGAAGCACCGGAAGAAACCCACGAACGACUACGAACCUCAACGCCAUCCUAUCUCACUGAGAUGGACGAGUCGAUGCUGGAAGAUCCGUCGGAUACUGCCACGGUAUCACAGUCAGUCUCGACCGAGAGUCAUUUCAUCAGUUCUACAGCCCCGCGUGUCAGCUAUGAGGUCACCGCGUCUGGCGAACUCAUGAUAACGGAAGGAAUCCAAACUUCCAACCCAACGACGCCUGCGCGUGGGCCCCGGCCUGGUCCUCCACCUGCACUUGUGUCCUUUGAUAGGAUUGCCCAGGGAUUACCGCCAAAGCCGGCAUCUUCAUCUACCACAGCAACAACUCACCCUCCAUCCCUGUCAGUGGAGCGCCUCAUCGGCCCAAAGCAGCCGAUCCCCGCGCGAAUCCUCGAUCUUCUCGAGCAAUGGCAUGAGGCUGAACCCAACACCGAGCAUCCCGCUGCUCUGACUGGCCGUGCUCCAUCAACAUGGAAGAACUUCAGGGCUUUCAGUGAUGAUGCCGACGAGUGCGAGCUAUCGGUCUUCCAGAUAUUGCUCAAAUGUCAAAACCGGCGCAUCCUCUCGUAUCGCAUUAUGAUACUUCAUUCCCAGAAUGGACCAGAGGAGCUCGUCGUCUUCGGCCAACCCCGGCCGAAGUUCAAGGGACCCUGGAAUAAGGGUGUCAAGGGGCUGUACCUACUGGACUGGUCGGAAAUCGAGAAGAAAGGAGAGGUUCGGGCGUGCGGUAUCAAACUGUGGAGAACCGAUGACAAGAAUAUUGCGUUCAGUGCCUACAUGUUUGACGAUGGACGAAAGUGCACCCGCUUCCUCGAUCACAAUGCUGGAAAUAAGCAAGCCUCAUCUUCUACUCCCAAGAAACAGUCUGACGGAAAUGAGCAUGUUGAGGACACCCAGUCCAUCUCAUCCGAGCCACCGUUUUCCCCCUCGAGAUCUGGACACCAAAUUCCCAGCAGUCUUUCCAGAGCUGAGAAUGAAACUGAAGACAGAACCCCACGUGCCUCACGGUGGGAUCACCCUUCCCCCAUGUGGGCUAAGUCCAUCUCACCCGUCCCCACUCCCAAUAAUUACGAUGGAUUCCGUUCUCUUGCGAGCCCUUGGAAGCCUCAAAAGAGGCGCCGUAGCUCAUGGAGCUCCAAUGACCAAGACUCCGAUCCUAUUCGCUUCAAGUUGAUGUCGGACGUGUCUGAUCAAGUCCGCGUUUUCAAGACACUUGACGCGAAGGUGUUGUUUGAAAAGGCCUGGGAUUUCUACAAGGGCGUGGAUAACCGCACUGGACUGUUGUGUACCAUUGCUGGUCUCGACGGAGUCCGAUACGUGGGAGAUGGGUGUGUGGAUGAAUUUGAUAUCCUUCAGGAGGAUAUUAUGAAGUCUUCUUGUGGCGAUGAAGAUCGCGUGGUUGAGGUGAAGCCCGCAAUGGGCUUCUAG